AUGGUAAGUCCCGCGUGGGCUGAAGGUGAGCGGGACUGGGUCAGCUUGAAUUGCGCAGGACAGGCUUUUAGAAGGUUUCUUCCCCUCUUUGACCGAGUAUUGGUGGAACGGAGUGCAGCUGAAACUGUAACCAAAGGAGGCAUUAUGCUUCCAGAAAAAUCUCAAGGAAAAGUAUUGCAAGCAACAGUAGUAGCUGUUGGAUCCGGAUCUAAAGGAAAGGGUGGAGAAAUUCAGCCCGUCAGUGUGAAGGUUGGAGACAAAGUUCUUCUUCCAGAAUAUGGGGGCACCAAAGUAGUUAUAGAUGACAAGGAUUAUUUCUUAUUUAGAGAUGGUGACAUUCUUGGGAAGUAUGUGGACUGA
Molecule: messenger RNA, 360 nt
Organism: Elephantulus edwardii (Cape elephant shrew)
Lineage: Eukaryota; Metazoa; Chordata; Mammalia; Macroscelidea; Macroscelididae
Gene: HSPE1
Product: heat shock 10kDa protein 1
Exons: 4
Coding region: 1-360 (119 amino acids)
Cellular component (GO): mitochondrial matrix
Molecular function (GO): protein-folding chaperone binding; ATP binding; protein folding chaperone
Source: RefSeq, a predicted model, not a curated record